Molecule: messenger RNA, 2451 nt
Organism: Austrofundulus limnaeus
Lineage: Eukaryota; Metazoa; Chordata; Actinopteri; Cyprinodontiformes; Rivulidae
Product: neurexophilin-1
Exons: 2
Coding region: 406-1215 (269 amino acids)
Molecular function (GO): signaling receptor binding
Source: RefSeq, a predicted model, not a curated record
GUAUAAAGCGCACAGCCCCGCCGCUCGCGUCAGAUCGGGAGUGCGCGUUCAGGCAGGCAGACAAUCCGGACCCUGCGCACAGCUAUGACCCCGCUGCUCCCCACCCCGCCUGGAUUACCUCUGAACUAACUUCUACAUGUGGCCCCCAGCUCCGUCCUAACGCCGCGCCCCUCCCCGACCCCCCCUCCCCUCAUCCAGCCUCCCGCCGGCUCUCCUCCGAGCUCCCAACUCCCGCUCUCCAAGUCUCCAAGUCUCCGCUGUGAGUCCUGCGGCCAUGGGGCGCCCCGUUUCCCGCCUGCCCGGGCAGCUGAGGGCCACGAGCGCGCUGUGAGGUGGAUUUAUGCUCGUCGGAGUCGCAGCUUUGAUCAGCCGAGGGACAUUAGAGGAAGUUUGAGCUCCGGGAGGAUGCAGGUGACGUCUUGGUGCGCCGUGUUCCUCCUGAUGCCCGCCCUCUGCCUGGUCACAAGUGUCCAAGCAACAAGGUCGGACAUUGUAAAGUCUGGAAGCCCCAAAUCUACCCUAAAGCACAUGUGGACAGAAAAUGGUAAGGAAAUGUCCAUCAGUAGGCUGCUGUCCCAGACUUUACAUGGCAAAGAGAACAGCACAGCCUUGGACCUUCACUAUAACACUCCAGAGCCGUACUCAGAGCAAGACCUGUGGGACUGGCUGAGGAACUCCUCAGACCUGCAGGACUCACGGCCACGAGUUAAACGACGGCCCAUGGUUAAGACGGGUAAGUUUAAGAAGAUGUUCGGCUGGGGGGACUUCCACUCAAACAUAAAGACUGUCAAGCUCAACCUGCUGAUCACUGGAAAAAUUGUGGAUCACGGCAAUGGCACCUUCAGCGUGUACUUCCGACACAACUCCACAGGCCAGGGUAACGUUUCCGUCAGUCUGGUCCCACCAACCAAGAUAGUGGAGUUUGAUGUCACAGCACAGCAAUCUGUCAUCGAUGCCAAGGAUUCAAAAUCUUUUAACUGCCGUAUAGAGUACGAGAAGGUAGAGAAAGGCUCAAAGAACACACUGUGCAACUUCGACCCAUCCAAGACCUGCUACCAGGAGCAAACCCAGAGCCAUGUGUCCUGGCUCUGCUCCAAACCUUUUAAAGUCAUCUGCAUCUUCAUUUCCUUCUACAGCACCGACUACAAACUGGUGCAGAAAGUGUGCCCAGACUACAACUACCAUAGUGACACUCCAUACUUCCCAUCUGGCUGAUGUUCCUGAACAGCACACAAACAUCAAUGGAGGAAUGGAGCACAGACUGGGAUUCCAACUCAUCCCAGAGAAUGUGUAUGUUAGCCAUACUGUCCCUCAACGUAUCCAUACAAUCAUUUCAGUAGAUUUUUAUUUCUUAAGCAAUGAUUUGAGAUCUGUAGGCAGAGCAGUUACUUUUAAAUAUUACUAAAUGUGGUGUAAGAAGCUCAAAAUUAAUCAAAAAUUAUGUGAAAACUCUAAUUGCUAUCCUUUAGCUUUUAUUUCCCUCUGAUUUAUGUUGUGUUCCCACUGAUCCAUGCUUAGAUUGUAGAACCUUACAGGUUUUUUUGGGUUUAUGUGUCACUAAUAAACUGUCGUUUUGGUUUGUUUGAUGAUGAUUUACCAGUCUUAGUCAAGUUACAUUUGAAUUGAUUUGUUUUUCUAUGUCAUACUCAAUGCAUUAUUCUCUGAACAAAACCUUCUGGAAUGAAUACCUCUGCUGUGCUUCUUAGGCUCUGCAGUUUUUUUUUUCCCUGUGUAACUGAAAAGCAAAAAUAAACUUUUAAUUUAAAAACAAAGAAAAAAAUUAAAACAAACCCAGAUGUUUUUACAAAAACUGCAAAGCAGUUGAUGAUGAUAGAGGAUUCAAAUGUGGGUUUGGUGCUUUUUAGAAAUGUGAGGUGGUCCUAUCUAUUUAAGGGUGAGCUGAGAUUGAGCAUAAGCCAAGCACUUCUAAGACUAGUCAGAACAUAUAUACCACUGUUGAUCUGCAUUUCUCAUCAGUUUUCAAUAAGGUAUGAUCAGAUGUUGAGUCAGCUGGUUCAGGAUUGGGUUGAUCAAACACCUGACGGAUUAGGGGGUUUGGCUGUGGGGGCGGGGCUUGCUCAUUUUCACUCAGUAUAUAAACUGUAAUGUAUUGAAUUCUAUAUCUUAGAGCCUAAUUUGUAUGAAUGAUUUGUAUUGUACAUAGUUUAUGAAUUUAUGCUGCUUCUGUACAUGUCCCCCAUGAGCUGUGUGUUUAACCCCCCUUCUGCUCUUGUUCACCCCAUUGCUCGUUCUUGGUUCCUCUAUCGAACGAUAUGAUGUUGCUGCCCUAGAUGUGAAUUUCAUGAAAACAGCACUCCUGUACACAAGCUGUAAAACUGACUAAAUAUAUAAAAACUGUUCUCUGAUUUCAUUUUCCCCUUUUAUUGGGGUAUGGGGGGAGGGGGGUGGAGACAAAAGUGUAAACAACAACAGUAAAGUUUAUCACGUGAA